Messenger RNA from Monosiga brevicollis MX1, 2433 nucleotides. RefSeq lists its product as uncharacterized. The record is from RefSeq and is a predicted model, not a curated record. The transcript has 12 exons. Gene Ontology annotation, molecular function: sterol transfer activity; sterol binding. NCBI's taxonomy places the organism in Eukaryota, Choanoflagellata, Craspedida, Salpingoecidae. Gene Ontology annotation, biological process: intracellular sterol transport. The coding region runs from base 1 to 2433 and encodes 810 amino acids. Gene Ontology annotation, cellular component: endoplasmic reticulum-plasma membrane contact site; endoplasmic reticulum membrane; plasma membrane.
AUGGGCACCACAGCCUCGUCGGCCUCAGAGCAAAACGCUCAGAGCGAUCAAGGCCUAGCGGAUGGCAUUGGGGAUGACUUUGUGACCAUUGAAGACACAUCACGCCCACGUUCGCAGACGGCUCCAUCCUCCCGCACUCAAAGCAAUGAAACCAGUAGCAGUAGCAGCCAAUCCCGUCGAGUGCGUCUCAGCACUACCCUGUGCCCUCUUUGUCAUGUCGCUCAUGAACCAGCUUUUGCCAAAGUGCGCAAAAAGAGCAUGUCUGGGGUUAGCAAAGCCUUCAAAUCUCUAAUGGGCUCGCGCGACGACAGCUUCCUGCAUGUCCUCUUCAAGUCCCUCCCCCCGGAAGAGCAUCUCUUGGAAGGUAACACCAUGUCGCACCAGAGCCCCGAGCUGCGGCCGACCGCUGUCGCUUCGAACCUCACACGUGCAACAUGUCCCUCAGACUUUUCGUGUGCGCUACAACGCGACAUUCUGGUGCAUGGACGACUUUACGUCUCGCAAAACUACCUGAGCUUUUAUGCUAAUAUUUUUGGCUGGGAAACCACUCUCAGCGUGGAACUUUCGGAGGUGGCGAACCUACGCAAAGAGCGAACCGCUUUGGUCAUCCCUAAUGCCAUUCAGGUGGUGCUCAAGGAUGGAACAAAGUACACAUUUAGUUCUUUUAUCGGUCGUGACACGGCAUAUCGGUGCCUUUUUUGUGUCUGGCAGAAUUCAUUGAUGCCAGAGCCACGCUCAGCAGCCGAGCUGCUCCGGGCCACGAGUAGCAACUGGACAGGCGGCCUCGAGGCGCUGGCGCCACCCGUGUCCGUGCAAUCGACCGAUCCUCCUGCAGCUCCUAGCACUGAUCGCGAGGAGAGCCCCCAGCCAGUAUCUGAUGUCGUGCCUGGUAGUCGGGCCUGGCGUAAAAAGCACCGCGCCUCACCAGCCAAACUGCGCCAAAUGCGUCGCUCCAUUGGCAGUUCGCGUGCCAGUGAUUUGGACAACCUGGACGGCGAUGUCACCGAGUCAGACGGCUUGUCAGUCAACAUGGACACAGCUCUUGAAUACGAACGACGUCAGAUUGCUCGUGCCGCUGAGGAUUUGCUGGACGAUAUCCGUCGCUCCCAACAUGCUUCUCUCGGUGAUCAAGACGAAGCGGAUGACGAUGGUGACGAGGAAGGCAAUGAAAAGGACAAGGACGAGGACGAAGACGAAGACGAGGACGAGGACGAGGACGGAGCUGGAGUCGACGAGGCCAAUGAUACCUUCCAGGAUGAGCUCAGUGAGCCUCAUCGCUCUAAAGUAUCAGACAAGCAUCGCGAACGUGCCAGUGAGGAUGGCAGUCAGAACUCAAUAUCGCUGCUACCUAUUCGGUACCCUGAGGAAACCUGUGACUUUGGCCGCUUCGUCGUGGAUGAGGAAUUCGAUUGCAGUGUGGAGGCCUUGUAUAAGCUCUUGUGCAAGCCAUCACCUGUCUACGACCGCGUCUAUGAAGCAGAAAAAACGACCAAUGUUGAGGCUACGGAAUGGGCGCCAAACAGCGACAAUCAGCUGGAACGCAAGCUAUCAUACACUCUAUCCCUCAACUACAGCUUUGGGCCCAAGUCAACGCGAGGCGAGGAGCGUCAAGUUGAGCGCGAGCUUUUACACAAUCACUACUUUGUUGUUGAUUGUGAGGUCUUCACACCCAAGGUACCGUACGGGGAUAAUUUUUACAACCAACUGCGGUAUCAUGCCCAGCGGGUAGAAUCCGGCAAGACCCGCCUACAAGUCUGUGUCAGCAUCAACUAUCGCAAAGGGGCGCCUUGGAAAAUGGUGCGCAACCUGAUCGAAAGCAAUGCCUGGAAAGGCAUCAACAAUUUUUGGAAUCUGAUGUUGGACAACCUUCGUGAUGAAGUGCAGAAUCUUCCAGCAGAGGAGCGAUACAGCGAGAAGGAGCUGGCUCAGGCCAAUUCUGCAGGCUCACUUGAGCAGCUGCAGAAUGGCGGGAUUGAGACGCUGCAAAGUACGGAAACCACUCAUUCGAGGGGCCGGGUGGUCUCGCAUACGCGUACUGCCUCCAUCAACAGCAUUCUGACGGAAAAGGCCAAGCUGGAGCGUGCUUUGGAAGAGUCACGAGAACAGAGUCGAAGCCACGCUACCAGUCGAACCGCGUCGGCAUCAAUGCCACCACUCGAGGCGGACGCCGUCUUUACUUCCACUCCAUCCCACUUUUCCAAAAGCGCAACAUCCAGCGAUCACGUGCCGGCCGAUUCAAGCAAUGCGCAAAUUCUGUUCUGGCUGCAGGUGGUGGCUGGCUUCAUGUUCUUGCUGGUCCUGCUGAAUCUGAUGCUCAUCUACCAGAUGACCUGGGCCCAUGGUUCACACAACGCCGAGUCAGAUGAUCGCCUGGCCACGGCGCUCAAUACGAUCGCGACAAUCUUGCAGCAGCAACAGCAGUCGAAUGCUUGA